CGUAUUCGUCCGACUGAUUGCGCGACGCGAAAAUUUCCGGUCGAUAUCUCGUCUAUCAUAAAUACGCGGUCAACAUUGGUGUCGCGUGUUGUGCUACUUGCAACGAUUCCGAUCUUCCGCGUCCAGCAAACAAGUGGCUGAUCGAAUAAACAACAACGAAUGGAGGAACGAAAAUUAAAGCGUGGGGGGAUGGCGUUGUCUCGAUAUCGUUGAUCUAACCAAGAGUAAGGAUUUAGUUUACGAUACGCAAUGGACGCUUCGUCAUCUACGAAGGCAAUGAUCGAGCUGUUCAAACAACUGCUCGAAAUUCUCGAGGAAGAAAAUGCGUUCGAUCGUACGGGCAACGAACCACUCGUACGAUUUGUUCAUCCGCACGAAUUGCAAGAACGAUUACCAAUCAAACUGACCGAUGAACCAGCUGAUAAAAAUGAAAUCGAAAAUGCGAUCCGACAAACGAUUCGAUAUUCCGUCAAAACGUACAGUCCACACUUUCAUAAUCAACUCUACGCUGGCGUUGACGAAUAUGGCCUAGCUGGAUCUUGGUUGACGGAUAUGUUCAAUACAAGCCAAUACACGUACGAGGUAGCUCCUGUAUUUACUUUGAUGGAACGACAAGUGAUAGAAAAAACUUUGGAAUUGAUCGGAUAUCCGUCCAUGCCGGACGGAGAUGGAAUUCUCUGUCCUGGCGGUAGUAUCUCCAACAUGUAUGGCAUGGUGCUGGCUAGAUAUAAAAUGAUUCCGAACGUUAAGAAGAAGGGUCUCGCGGGACUUCCACCGCUCGUUUGUUUUACAAGCGAGGCUGGCCAUUAUUCGAUCUCGAAAGGUGCUCAUUGGUUAGGCUUAGGAACCGAUCAUGUUUACAAGAUAAAGUGCGACGAAUUGGGACGUAUGCGACCGGACGAAUUGAAAGCCGCCAUAACAGAAGCCAGAAAACAAGGUCACUUACCGUUCUUCGUGAAUGCCACUUGCGGCACUACUGUUCUCGGGUCUUUUGAUCCAUUGCCGGAUAUCGCAGCUAUCUGUCGUGAGGAAAAUUUAUGGUUACACGUUGACGCAUGUCUCGGUGGUACGUUAUUGUUUUCGGAAAAGUAUCGAGAUCGAUUAAAAGGAAUCGAACUAUCCAACUCCGUGGCGUGGAAUCCUCACAAGACACUCGGUGCCCCGUUGCAAUGCUCAUUGUUUCUGGUCAAAGGUAAAAACAUUUUACACGAGACAAAUUGCGCGGGAGCAAAGUAUCUGUUUCAACAAGACAAACAUUAUGAUGUAUCUUGGGACACGGGUGACAAAAGUUUGCAGUGUGGGAGAAAGGUCGACGGAGCCAAGUUUUGGCUGAUGUGGAAAGCACGUGGGACCAAAGGGCUUCGUGAAUCCGUGGAACUUGCUAUAUCGGCUGUUGAAUACUUUAUCGAUCGAAUUCGAAAUCGCAGCGGAUUUCGCUUGGUACUUCCUCAGUACGAAGGUUGUAACGUUUGCUUUUGGUAUAUACCACCGAGCAUGCGAGAUCAACCAGAGACUGAAGAAUGGUGGGAUAAAUUAUACGAGAUUGCGCCUAAAAUUAAGGAACGUAUGAUGACGAAUGGAACGCUAAUGAUCGGAUAUAUGCCACUAUCGUUUAAGAAACUUGGAAACUUUUUCCGCAUGGUGAUCAACUGUCAACCACCACCCAGCAAAGCUUCGAUGGAUUACGUGAUCGACAAGAUCGAAGAAUUGGCCGUUGAUUUGUAAACAUUAAUUUGGAUCAAUGUCCACAUACUCUAAACGAGAAAGAAAGAUGAGGAGAAAAUGAAUUCGCCCGGUUUAAUUUAUUAUUAAGCGAGCUCAUCUCGUUUUAACAUUUAUUACAAUUAUCGCGUGAUACUAUGCCACGGCAUGAAGCGUUUACAAAAAAUUCGUCGACUCGAAAUAAUUCGAAUCGAAAACUCCCGGCUGAAUCGAGUCUUUGAAAAAGCUUGGUCAUUUUUUUACGCCGAAUCGCGACGCGCAUAUAUGAAUAUUUUUAUCUCUCUUUCAUUUUCGAUUAUCCUUCUUUCCAUACAUAUAUAACAUACUCGACGCAUAACCACGACUCAAUGUGAGCCAAUUAAUGAAAAAUCACACGCUCUCCGCUAUAUUCGCAUGAACGCACAUACGCACACACUCUCGUCCACAAUCUCUCGCUCAUAUAUUUUAUAAUCGCACACGCAUUUAAAUGCACACACACGUAAUAGGUACAAUUCGAUACGUUACACGCACGUAUUAUUUAUCGUUCGUCUUUAACGAUUAUUGUAAAAUGAUGCAAGCGUUCGUCGUAACGAUGGCACUGAAUCAUGAUUGACGCGAAAAUCAGACGCGUGUCCGUCACAAAAUAAAACUGUAUAAAACAGGAUAAA
This is a messenger RNA of Apis mellifera (honey bee), 2369 nucleotides long. RefSeq names its product glutamate decarboxylase 1. Gene Ontology annotation, cellular component: cytoplasm. Gene Ontology annotation, biological process: carboxylic acid metabolic process. The record is from RefSeq and is a predicted model, not a curated record. Gene Ontology annotation, molecular function: pyridoxal phosphate binding; carboxy-lyase activity. Bases 250 to 1725 code for a protein of 491 amino acids. The transcript has 8 exons. Lineage: Eukaryota; Metazoa; Arthropoda; Insecta; Hymenoptera; Apidae.